GACAUCGAAUUUUUAUCGAAAUUUCAAUUGGUAUUUGUUUAUUUCAUAAUCUGAACACAAUUUACCUUAUAAUAACAGUUUAUCAUUGUUAUUGCAAUUUUAAUAAAGAAUAAACAAAACCUUACGAGUCUUUUUGCAGCCUACUAACUCCUAAUAGUACGUACUGUAUAACAUAUAGCAUAAGGUUGUUAUUUGUUUUCCAACGAGACUCAUUUAAACGCUACGGCCAAGGCAACAACUACAGUAUUGUUAGAGAUGGCAGCGGAGAAUGAAUAUCCUUUUGAACUCAAAGAUGUACCUCCAGAAGAACAGGGUGAGGUGCAUAAGUGUUUAACUGGUGUCAAACCUGGCAUACGAGUAGGCCCAAGCGGGUACUACUUACCAAAUGGAUUCAAAGUAAAUUGUAGCAAAAUUUACAAUAUGGACGUGAGACCAAGUGAUGUAUUCGUCGUGACCUUCCCGAAAUCAGGCACAACUUGGACACAGGAACUCGUUUGGUUAAUAGGGAAUGACUUAGAUUACGAAACAGCGGCGAAGUUAUCGCUCAAAGAAAGAUUUCCAUUUAUUGAGUUCAAUUUCUUCUUCUAUAACCCAAACGCAGAAGAUCAGGAAAAGAAAGAAGUCGAUAUGUUUCCAUUGCACGAAAAAUUUGUAGACACAUUGCCAAAUAUAGAUGCAAUAUUCAAUGCACCAUCACCUCGCUUCAUUAAGUCUCACCUGCCGUUUUCACUAUUGCCACCGACUUUGCUGGACACUGCGAAAGUGGUGUACGUAGCGCGAGACCCAAGAGAUGCCGCUGUCUCGUACUAUCACCACUGCAAGAUGAUGAAAAUGUAUGGUUUGCAAGGGGAUUUCAAAGAAUUUUGGAAUUUAUUUAUUUCAAAUAGAGUUGAUUGGUCUCCGUAUGAUGCACACAUAAAAGAAGCCUGGGAGAAAAGACACCACCCUAACAUGUUGUUUUUAUUCUACGAAGAACUCUAUAAGGAUCUGCCAGCUGCGGUGCGUCGAGUGUCUCAGUUCCUCAACAAAACGGUGACUGAGGAGCAAAUAUUGAAACUUUGUGAUCACUUGCACAUCGAUAACUUCAGAAACAAUAAGUCAGUAAAUUUAGACGAGCUGGAAAAAAUUGGUUAUAUAAAAAACGGCCACUUUAUUAGAAAAGGCAAGGCGGGCGGAUGGCGGUCACACUUCGACGAGGAGAUGACGCAACAAGCGGAACGCUGGAUGAAGGAGAAAUUAGGAGACGUUGGCAUACAGUUCCCUAAUGUUAACUAAUAAUUUUUGUGUAAACUGCGUACCUGCAAUAUAUCUGAUGACUUGUAACUUUGAAAAUAUAUUAUGGCUUUUCUCACCAGUAAUUCUAUUCACAUA
Molecule: messenger RNA, 1371 nt
Organism: Achroia grisella
Lineage: Eukaryota; Metazoa; Arthropoda; Insecta; Lepidoptera; Pyralidae
Product: sulfotransferase 1C4-like
Exons: 8
Coding region: 256-1275 (339 amino acids)
Biological process (GO): sulfation
Cellular component (GO): cytoplasm
Molecular function (GO): sulfotransferase activity
Source: RefSeq, a predicted model, not a curated record